CAGUUGCAGGCGAGCCCUUUGGAGAGGGAGGGAGAGAGGGAGAGUUGGGCUCCUGGCGCUGUUGGGGAUGGGCUGGGUGGCGCCCCCCUCGGAGCAGUGCAACCCCCCUCCUCCCUCCUGCCUGCAGCUCCCUCCCCCUCGCACCUGACGUCAGUUUCUGGGCUUCUCUUCCAAACCUCUCCGGUGCAUUUGGACUCUGGCACGGGGAACAAUGAGUCGCAGCCGGCUUGGAAGCGUCGCCCUGGGCUGGCUCCUGGUCCUGGCCAGCGACUGCAGCAGAGGAGGAGCAGAUAGCAAUGUGGAAGUCUCUAUGCCAGAUGUGGUGGAGGCAGAAAUUGGGGAGACGGCCAUUAUCAACUGCCAGCCCUCCCUACCUGACAAUGGCAGCUACGCUUACAUCAGCUGGUUCUCGAUGAACGGCAGACAGGAGAGGAAGAGGGUCAUGUACAUGAUCAAGGGCAAGGAGUACCAUGACAGCCCUGUCAAUAGCCGGCUGAGCAUCGCAGCCAAUUUCUCCCUCAUCAUCAGCAAGGUGAGCCUGCAGGAUGCCAAGACGUACGGGUGCCAGGCGAGUUUCGGCGUCACCGGCUUCGGCGAGAAUCGGAGUGAACUGCGCGUCUCUAAAGCUCCAGAGAAACCGGAGAUUCGGAAGAUUAGUAGUUUCAUCACGGCGUCAGACCCUGAGAUGAGCGAGGUUGCAGAAUGUAUCAGCCACAAUGGCUACCCGACCCCAACCCUCACAUGGUACAAGGAUGACGUCCACCUGAAGCCUGAUAGGAAACAAAUUGAGAUCCACCCUGUGGUCACCAAGGAGUCGAGCGGGCUGAGCACGGUCCGCAGCACCCUUUUGGCACAAAUCACCAAAGAAGACCGUAAAGCCAUCUUCCACUGCCAAGUUAAUUACAACCUGAUGGGGAUGAACAAGACAUCCAAGUCGGAGAGCAUCACAGUCGAUGUUCACUACCCCUCUGAGAGUAUCAGCUUUGUGAUUGAUUCGCCAAGCCCGGAAGUGAAGGAGGGGGACAACGUGACGCUGCGCUGCGAAGCGGAUGGGAACCCUCCGCCCCUGUACACCUUGUCCAGAGCGGAGGAGGAGAACUUGCUGGAGCCUGAAACUGGGGUGCUCCCCAUUUACAACAUCCAGAAGGAGGACAGUGGUAUCUACCGGUGCAAAAUGCUAGACUUACAGGCCAUCACCGACGUAGAGCUGAUAGCCAACGUGACUCUGUUUGUGAACUAUCUUGAUGUUCCUACACUCACCUCUGUGCCUCCGAUGCCUUCAUCAAGACUCCUGAAAGAAGGGGAGAACUUGUUCCUUACCUGUAAUACAACAGGCUCCAAGCCCUUGGAAUUCCAAUGGGAAAAGGAAGGGGAGCGGUUUCCAAAAGGAAAUCUACUGAACCUGACCAACAUCAGCUACAAGACUUCGGGCAACUACACCUGUGUUGUAACGAUGCCGGACAUCCCUGACUUCUCCCGCUCCAAUCGAGUUGAAGUUGUAGUCCAUGCAAAACCGGUGCUGGUUGCGCCGAAAGGCGUGGUGCACGUGCAAGAAGGCGAGAUGGUGAACUUGACAUGCAACAUAACAUCAUUUAUCCCAGUCACCAACUCAUGGAGCGUAAAUGGAACGAUCUAUUCCUACAAGCAGAAAAAUCAGCGCACCAGCACAAUCCAGAUCCAGGUCACCAAAGCACUUCUGAAAUCAGGAGUCAAUUGCAGUGCCAAAAACCGAAUGGGCACCUCUGAGCACCACUUCAAGCUGGUGCCGAGGCAAGGAACAGACACUCCACACAACAAGUCUGAGAAGACAACCCAAGAGAGCAAAGGUGUGAUAAUUGUGGCCGUUGUGAUCUGCAUCCUGGUGAUUGCUAUCCUGGGUGCUGUCCUUUACUUCCUGCACAAGAAGGGGAAGCUCACCUGCGGCCGCUCCGGCAAGCAAGAGAUCACAAAGCCCGAAGCACAUAAAGACGAGAUUGUAGUUGAAGUUAAGUCAGAUAAACUUCCUGAAGAGGCGGGGCUUCUGCAGGGCGCCAACGGUGAGAAGAGAUCAGCAGGUGACCAGGGAGAGAAAUACAUCGAUCUGAGGAACUGAGAGACGACUGUGCCCCUUCUGAGAUUUCUCCUGUUCCUGCUAAAGAGCUCCCCCUCCCCUUGCUUCCACAGUCAGAGUCUUUCAAAUGCACAGCAGCAGCAAGCAAAGGUGCAAGAUGGCUCCACGGCAAAGAAUACUUUGCAACCCACCUGAAGGGCUUUGAAGGGCAAGAGGAGUAGCUAAAGCAGAUGGGCAUACUUUUCCUCUAACAGACCAAAAAAAGGAGUCUGGUUUGGAAAAUUACUACUUUAGAAUAUCCAUGUUAGAGUUUUGCAGGGGGAGGGGAACCCUGAGCUCUACCAUAAUUCCAUUAUUUAAGUUCAGUCCGUUUCAUAAAAGAAAAAAUCGUAACAGCCAAGUGCUUGCCACAGUGGCCUUAGUUUGAAGACUUGAUGUCUAACUGGAAGGGAAUCCUGAUUUGCAGGCAAGAGAGAGGGGGCUAGUUUUCAUUGAGAUGGGCUCUUGAAAGCCAGAUCUCUCUCAGCUCUUGGAACUGUUGCUGUCCUUUACAGCGAAGUACUGAAGACAUCAGUCUAGCUUCAAAGGGGGUGGGUGGGAGGCUACAAGUCUAUGGACACUUGGGACUAGCUUUCAUUGAAGUCAGUGCUGCUUGCUUCCAAGUAAACAUAUAGGAUAAUGCUGUAGAGAGGAGGUUCUGCACUCCAGAUGUUACGAUAGGAAUAAGAUUGCCGCCCUGGUCUCCUUUGGGAGGAAGGGUGGGAUAUAAACCAGGUAAGAUCUUUUUGUACAAAAAUCCCAUCCUCACAUGAUUUGUUUUUUUCCUGAGACCUUAAUAAUUCUCCCUUCUCCACAGCUUCUAUGUUACCUUACUUGAGAUGGUGUGUUUGCAAGUCUUUGAAAGACUCGCCUUUUAAUUAGGCAGCAGUAGGAGAAAAUGGGGCACUGAAGUAGGAUGUUAAGCACAUGGGGGUAAUUUUCUACAGUUUUGUCUUGAAUUGCUUUGCUCAGGUAGUAGCAGCAGCAGCUGUCACAGGGAAAAUGUGAAGGAAGCUGGUGCCCAUUCCAAAAUGAUAUGGUCACACAGCCUUCAGAUGGUGGGUGCUCAUGAGAACUUCGUUAUCUUUAACCAUGAGAGGAAAUGUGUUGAUAUGCUUUCUUCCACCAUCCCCGUCCAAUGCUUAAGACCAGCUUUCUGCUCCUUCCCACUCCCCAAAAUUCUAAAUGGACAUUAUUAUUCAGACAUCAGCUGCUUCUAUACAGAAUUACUGCCUGGGAGGUUUGGUUUCCCAUUCCCCUCAAAACCUCAGCAGUGAACAGCUUUCAACACAAACUGGGUAAAAACAGUUAAGAUUUUGCUCUAGACACUCUUUGUUUUCUGAGUGAUUAAAAGUUCAAACUCAUUAACCAAAAAGGGGAGAUAAGGGGUGUUACGCUUUAUGUGUAAGCUAUAAAAUUUGCAAACAAAAAAGCUUUUGUUAUAUAUUUUUGUUGAUGUGUGUGUAAAUUUAAGAGAGUCUGAGUUGCAGGGUUUUUAUAUAUAUAUAUGAAAAAUAAAAAACUAAAGUCUUCAAGAAUUGGCUCUUUGCUAAUAGUACACAUGGCGAGGAAAAAUAUUAACCACUACAAAGCACAGUUGAAGAGUUUUUUUAAAAAAAAUCUCUGCUUUACACUUGAUACAUUACAUUACCUGCUCAUCCAUGUUGUGUCCAAAAUCCUUCCUGCAUUUUAAUGCAUGCUAUCUUCCCUUCUCCACUCUUCUCAACAUAAGGAACAUUCUCCUAGACUUUCUGUCUAGGUGGAUGGGAGUUCUCUCACAAUCCUAAAUGAAGCCAGGUUUUAUAGGCAAGGGAGGGGUUGCAAUGUUCCUCUGUGAGAAAAAAAUCAACUAGGAAACUAGCACAAUAAGAUGAGGGAAGUCAAGAGUUACAGAAGGCAUUAGAGCCCUGCCCUCAAACACUGGCAAUCUUUGCUUAAAGCCCUGUAAGCAUUACCUACAGAUUUUUUAAAAGCCUCAUCUUUAAUGGACGCAAGGGUAGCAGCUUAAAGAAAAUGCUAAGAGUACCAGAAUGCUGAAGUUUAGUCCAGUGGCGUCACAAGGGUUGGUGUCACCUGGUGCGGUAACUCAUGGUGUCGCCCCCAUGGACCUCCUCCCGUAUCAGACCAUACAGAAUCCUUAGUAAUGUUUUUUGUACUAAUGUUACUUGUAAAUCGUAGUUCCCAUAUAUCACUGAAUGUAAUGGCAAUAGUAGUGACAUAAACAACUAGCAAAAUUAAAAUUACACCUUUGAAUUACAAUAUCAUAUGCACAGCUCAAAUUCUUGCUCUUAUUACUAAUGGGAGUUAAUUAUCUUGCAUAUGCCCAUAGUAAAUUUUCAGAUACUUUCAGACCCUCAGCAAUUUUCAAGUGGUCUACGUAGAAGAAAGGUUUGGGAACCCCUGGAAUAAGACACCUGCUUAUGUUCCUAUGCUGCUCUCUCCCCUCAUUUAGGGGCCUGGGAUGCUUGUGUGUGGACACACCUCACAAUUAUGGAAAGUGAUUCUUAAUAAUAAGUCUCCAGACACAAAGUUACAUAGGUAUUUAUCAGUUGUUUAGCAGAACAUUCAGAAGUGCAGAGUCCCUUCAUGAUAGUUACAGCCACAUACACCCUUUUUUGCUCCUGGAUUAAGAAUGAGAUCUUUGUUAAUGCAUUCUCUCACAACAACAAACAUCUCUAGGAGCCAAUCAGCAUGAAAGUGGAGAGCGUUAGCAACUGAGAAGAGUCUUCUCAGUGGAUGACUCACCUUCUUUCACUCUGAUUGGCUCCAAUCUGCAGAAAAGGCAAGGAAGCAUAUUAGAAGACUCUUCUCAGUGACUAACGCACUCCCUUUUCAUGCUGACUGUAGGAUGCUUGGAGACAUAGGGACCCUGCUCCCAAAAAACCGGAGGGACUAAGAUCCCCUGGGCGACUACCCUCCUGAUGUUUAUGGACAUGACCGUAAUAUAUUUUGUAAAGUGCAAGUUCGAUAUUAUUUAUUAAGUGUGUUUAGGAUUACACUGAUGGCAUUCCCAAAUAUGUACUUUCACACAGACUUUGGUUUUCCAUAACACAAUGUUUGUCCAAGCCUCCACACUUGGGGGGGGGGGGGCACUACUUGCACAUCAAAGUUGGAUACACACCUGAACCAAGACCCAGACAAAAGGGCACUCAAAACAAAAAGGUAAUUACAGUGGCUGAGUAGAUCUUGUACAGUGGUUAUACUGACUGGGCAGCCACUGUCCUUCACAUUUUACAAAAUACUUCUUCCUAUACAAAGAUUAAAUUUCUGUGUAUGAAAAGGUAAUCUAUGAAGUGGUCUCAAUAGUGAGAAAAGUAAACAAGUGAAUGGUGAUCCAAAUGUUUUUCAUUCUCCCGUUAUGAAGCUAGCUGCCAGAUGAUGUAUCAUCAUCCCUACGCAUGCAGCGUAGACUGAAAAAACAGCACCCAAGCCACCAUUCAAUACGUGCACGUGUUCUUUCCAACAUGAAUCUACAGGUCUCAAAAAGUAAUGUGUGACAAAGUCCUCAAACACCGUAUAACAUGCCUCAAACAUGGUCUCUUGUUCUACCAGCAUGCCUUCACACCAUCACUUUGCCAAAACAUAAGGAUAGGUAAAUUGCUUUUAGGGAGCUUCACAAUUAUGAUUUCCUAUUUAUUUAAUCUAAAAAUAUUUAAAAUACAUAAAAACAGCCAGGGGAAGAUAUUGGAGAAAUAUAAAAGAAAUACAAAUAAAAAAGGGGGGGAGGUGAAGAGACCUUAAAUGUGCUACUCACCAUCUCUCAGCCUAUGCUUCCCUCAGGAUGAAAACAAUGGAGAACCAUGACCACCCCCAGGAAGAAGGGCACACUUAAAAUGUAGAGGAAAAAAGCAUCUACAACCAUAGUGUGAAAUCAAAUACUUAUUGGGACACAGUAUGAAGAAAUAUUUAUAUAAACAUGACUCUCAAAUAUGUUUAUGAAUUACACAAUCUGUAAAUAUAUUUAUAGUGCAAUCCGAUGUUUGUUUACUCAGAAGCAAGUCCCAAUGUAUUCAAUGGGGCUUACUCAAACUGGGAAGUGUGCGGAGAACUACAGCCUCAAGUGAUAAGGAACUUGUCCUUUUAAGUUGAGACCUUAUCCCAGUCUGAGUCUGUGUUGGAAUUGCUUUUUAAUGUUUUUAAGCCUUUUCUUUUUUUAAAAGCUUUUAAAAAAUAUUUUCAAAGAUGUUUUAAUAUAUUUUAAAGUCUGUUUUUAUGAUGUUUUAAAGUGCUUUUAGUGCUUUUGUU
This is a messenger RNA of Rhineura floridana, 6334 nucleotides long. RefSeq names its product melanoma cell adhesion molecule (gene MCAM). Gene Ontology annotation, biological process: angiogenesis. The record is from RefSeq and is a predicted model, not a curated record. NCBI's taxonomy places the organism in Eukaryota, Metazoa, Chordata, Lepidosauria, Squamata, Rhineuridae. Bases 212 to 2092 code for a protein of 626 amino acids. The transcript has 16 exons. Gene Ontology annotation, cellular component: plasma membrane.